Anguilla anguilla (European eel) is the source of this 4609-nucleotide messenger RNA. Its product is annotated as synaptic vesicle membrane protein VAT-1 homolog-like. The transcript has 9 exons. The coding region runs from base 197 to 1438 and encodes 413 amino acids. NCBI's taxonomy places the organism in Eukaryota, Metazoa, Chordata, Actinopteri, Anguilliformes, Anguillidae. The record is from RefSeq and is a predicted model, not a curated record. Gene Ontology annotation, molecular function: oxidoreductase activity.
UAUCCAAUCACUCUAGUGCACAUUUAUACUCAGAGUUACGGUAAAUAGAGACCACAGAAAAGGCUAAAAAUCUGUUCAACCAUUGCCUGCUGCUUGCUGCGUACUGAGGGGGACAACCACUAGCGUAUUGGAAGCGACACCUGAUACUAGGCGAAAGAAGGCAUCGCUUUUAGAGCAUCUCAGGAAACCUAGAGACAUGGCAAAAGAGGGAGUGGAGAACACAGAGGAGACGCAGCAAAUGAUAGAGAAGAAUGCUGGAAAAGAGCAGGAAAACCUAUUGUCUGCAUCAGGCACUAAAGAAAUGCGAGCCGUGGUAUUGACUGGCUUCGGGGGUCUCAACAAACUCCGGGUCACCAAGAGACCGAUGCCAGAACCGCAAGAAGGAGAAGUGAAAAUCCGUGUCAAAGCUUGUGGUUUGAACUUCCUUGACUUGAUGGUACGCCAAGGAAAUAUUGAUAACCCACCCAAAACACCACUUGUCCCCGGAUUUGAAUGUUCUGGAAUAGUGGAAGCAAUGGGAGACAACACAAAAGGAUUUGAGAUAGGGGACCGGGUGAUGGCCUUUCUGAAUUACAACGCCUGGGCAGAGGUGGUGUGCACACCCCUGGAGUUUGUCUAUAAGAUCCCAGAUGACAUGACUUUUCCUGAGGCCGCUGCUUUCCCCCUGAACUUUGUGGCCGCCUACAUGAUGCUGUUUGAGAUCGCCCAUCUCCGGGAGGGAAUGUCCGUGUUGGUUCACUCAGUGGGAGGAGCUGUGGGACAAGCUGUUGUUCAGCUGUGCUCCACCGUACCCAACGUCACAGUCUUUGGAACAGCUUCUCCCUCCAAACACGAAGCCAUUAAAGACUCUGUGACUCACCUCUUUGACAGAAGUGCUGAUUACGUGCAAGAAGUUAAGAAGGUCUCUCCAGACGGGGUGGAUAUUGUGCUCGACUGUUUGUGUGGAGAGAACACUGGAAAAGGCCUGGGUCUGCUCAAGCCCCUGGGAACGUACAUCCUCUACGGUUCUUCGAACAUGGUGACAGGAGAAACCAAAAGUUUCUUCAGCUUUGCAAAAUCUUGGUGGCAAGUGGAGAAGGUGAACCCCAUUAAGCUCUACGAGGAGAAUAAAGUCAUUUCUGGAUUCUCGCUGCUGAAUCUUCUUUUCAAACAAGGACGAGGCAGUCUGGUAAAGACGGUGGUGCAGAAACUCCUCUCUCUCUACGACCAAAAGAAGAUCAAACCACGGGUGGACUCCCUGUGGGCUCUAGAGGAGGUAAAAGAAGCCAUGCAGAGAAUUCACGACAGAGGUAACCUAGGAAAACUUAUCCUCGAUGUGGAGAAAUCACCCACUCCUUUGAUGGCAAAUGACAGCACAGAGACCAGUGAGGCUGGUGAGGAAGAGGAGGAACAUGAGGACAACAAUGACAAUAAGGAGCGGAUGCCAUUCAUCCAGUAACAGGUCCUGCAGUGGCCAGUAGAGAAGUCUUAAAGGGACUGUCCCAGGCCCUGUCAGCCUGUACCUUGUGCACCCUGAACAAAUGCUGUAGUGCACUCUGUGUGUGUGUGUGUGCGCGUGCGUCUGGGCAUUUUGUGCAUUGUGUGGGUUGUAUUUGUCUGCCUGCAAGCAGUUUGGGAAGAAAACGUGGCUUUUAAAAUUUGUCAAAAAAAACAAAACUGAAGUGCCAUUCCAUGUGCUGUAUUAAGAAUGCGCAAUAUUUAGCAUUGCAGGAAAAAAGCGGUUGUGACGAGAUGCUGCCUUUUCUUUACAGCCUACUGGGUUCUGCUGUAGUGUAGGGCAGUGUCUGUACCAUGUGCAGGCAUGUGUGUGUGUGUGUGUGUGUGUGUGUGUGAGCUGGUGUGUGGCUGCGCUUCAGUGAAAUCAUUGUCAGAGCAUUCUGGACUGCUGCAGAAAAGUAUAGCCGCCUGGAGAGUGUGCCGUUCCGUCGGGUAGUCACUCUCAGCUUGAUUUGAUUGUAGUGUACGUGGCUGUCUUUGAGCUGCUGCACACACGCCAUUCACAACGGUCAGUCAAGACACCUCCACAAGCAAUCAUCUCCUCUUCUGGCUGACUGCUCCCCAGAAAUCACUUUUGCCUUUGUUGUUAUGUUCGCACUGCCGGGAAUGAAAAAAAAAACACCCUGGCAGUGAUGUUGCCAUGCCCACAGAUGAACUUCUUUGCAAGGAAAAGCUCACUAUUUUCAGUAGAAAUGAAAGGCUCUGCAUCACCAUUUCCCCACAGGUCAGGGAGGACUGGCAGGGAUUACAGUGUUCCUCUCAUACUGUAACAGUUAUACACUUCCUGUCGUGUUAAGACAUAUAUAUCCGAUUGCAGCUGAGCUGGAAGAAAUAAGACUUAGGAAAGGGGCAGAUACCUUCACACCUUUUCCUAGCCUCCAUUUCUCUUCAUGAUUUAGAAACCUUUCUGUUGAAUUAAUGACCAUAGUGUAGAGUCCUUUUGAGGUUCUCUUGUCCAUUUUCUCAGUUAUGCUUUUUGACAGCCACUUGCUGUCAAAGCCAAAUGUGUGCCAUAAAGCAAGACCAAAUGUUCUCCAAGAAAGACAAAAAAUUAAAUUCAAGUCCAAUUUUCUAAAUUUCCCAAACACAGUGGUAACUUCAUUUUGAGUUUUACUGAACUUGCCAAAAUAGGAAAAAAAAAUGAACACACAUUUAUUUUGAUUGAAUCCAAGCCAUUGUAUAGUAUGCCCAUAAAAUAACCUAGCAACUGCACAGCGCUUUGAUUUGGUCACUGUUACAGGUGAACCUACCUUUUUGUUUUCUGUUUGACUUUGUCUACUUUUGACUGCAUUUGUCUUAUAAUGCCUGCUACAUUAUGUUUACUUUAGCACCUACGUAUUGUUUGUUGUACCACACAAGGUUACCCGAGCCUGAGUCUGAGUUAUAGAAGGGCUGCCUGGCCUGUCUGCACCAAGGAAUUAUAGAUUCAUAAUUCAUCUCAGUAUAUUUGUAUAUUGUCUUAAGUAAGUUGUCUCUAAACCAAGAACCAGCAUAAUAAUAAUAAACCUACAGUACAUGCAAGGACAUUAUCAAUGUUUUACUGUUAACAGUGAGGGUUAAUUUACGAUUUAAUUGGACAAGAAUAAAUAUUACAAAAUGAAAAUUUCCAUGUCUACAUAGAGCAUGAACUAUUUUAAGGGUACAGAAAUAAUAAUGUCACACUAUGUUUUUGAAUUCUGAUACGCUUACUUUUAUUUGGAUAUAUUUGCAAUUAAAAUGAUAUAAAAGAUUUAUAAGUAAGAUAUGUAUGGAUUUCUGACAGAAUCUAUGUGAUCACCAAGGGAAUUCUUCCUUUCAAAAGUGGCAAAUCUGACUGUACAAAAAGUCCAAACUUACAAGAUAAUUUGGCAACCUUGCACUUCCUAUAUGUAUACAGUAUAUAUAUGAAAAAAAGAAUAACGCACAGUGUGAAGGAUAAAUAAUACCAUAUAUGAUUAAAUAUUGUACAGAUUUACUGUAACAAUGACAAAUAUAUUUUUAAAUCAGUAUUUUCACAUGUAUGUUCGCAUAUUUUCAUUUCAGGAAAAAUCUCAAAAGAUGUAUUGGAAUUGGAAUUUCAGCUGAUAUCAGUUUAGUCCUUUUAGUAUUUCAGGGAAGCAUAAAGCACUGACACAGUACAACAGUAGACUCAGUACACUACUAAUUACGAAACUAGCUGUUAUCUGUGCCAUAGCACAUUAUUGGAGUGUUGGUGGGUGGGUGUUGUCUUUAGGUAUAUUUCCAUAUUUUUUUCUAUUCCAUAAAAGAAAUAUACUCUUGCCUAAUCAUAAUUCACAUGUGUGUGUGUGUUUCCUAUUUUAAGUAUUUGUUCAAUUGUCAUGUGUUGUCAUACCAUUGUUGAUCAGAAUUUUAUGAGAGCACAGGUCUCUCACAGAAUUGCUGUCUUUCUAAUGGUAUAUGGCUAAUGUGAGAUAUUUAAUCUUGUUAGUGCAGAGCAGAGGCUUACUGUGAUUUGAGGUUCAUAUGAAAGUAUUUUGUUGUAUUAUAGGUCUUGGGUUAAUAUCAGAUUAUGUUUUACUUUGUAUCUGCAAAAAUCCUGACCAGCUGCUAGCUUUAAACAAUCCAAAUGGAGAUGUAGUUAAAACUAACAGAUCAUUUUUUAGAAAAGGAAAACUAAAUCAUGGAUUAUCACUGCAGUAAAGUGACUGUAGCUUCUUAAAUUACUGUGUAGUAGUGAAGCACAUGGGAUUCUAACUUACACUUGCUUAGUUGCCAAACAACUCAUAUUUCCUCCCAUUUAAGACCUACGAAUGAACUCUGAAAUAGAAUACAGUAUAGCACACAUCCAUGGAUGAACAUAUGGAAAAUGAAUACGAGUAUUAACUGAAGGAAACUUCAGCAGAUCCAUGUCUGAUUGUCAUGUGGCAGUCCUAACAAUGGUUUAGUCUAAAGUCUAGGCCAAUCAGCAGUGUUUAUAUAAGUUCAGCAUGAUGUGUAGCUUUUCGUUUGCCUUAAAAGAAGAACUUCAUAGGCUUAUUUGUCAGCACAAGGCUGGUUUACAGACAGAUAUAGAAAUAUUGUCCUAAUGUGUUUGUUGUUCUUAGUGCUUUUGUUAUGUCGUGCAUACGCAGCCAGUUGUUUACUUGAAUAAAAUCUUCUGCAGACAGCUUCA